This is a messenger RNA of Ambispora leptoticha, 765 nucleotides long. The record is from the annotation of a GenBank genome assembly. Lineage: Eukaryota; Fungi; Glomeromycota; Glomeromycetes; Archaeosporales; Ambisporaceae.
AUGCUCAGCGACAAUAACUAUAUAAAUGUCUGCGAUACCAAAUUUCCUAAACAUUGGAGUCUCGGUUGUAAUAGUGGACCUAUAAACUUUCACUCUGCACAAAUACCCGAGUCUCCAAAAUAUCUGCAUCACAACACAGCAGAGUUUCCAUUCUCUGAUGAGGCAUCCGACCACGAUAAACUUCUAAUAAAACAAAUAAAAGCAGUACAUGACGCAGAAACACUCAACACAGAAGAUGAUUUCGACAUAGCCAUGGCACUAAAAAGAUGGUGCGAAAAGAACGACCAGACGCCCGAAAGAAUUUAUCAAAUACUAAAAAAGAAUUUUUUGAGUUCUCCCGCAUACUGGUUAUGUCUUCUAGGAUUUUUUGAACAAUGUAGACUCGGGACCACUGGGGAUUCAAAAAAGGCGUUGCGCUUUUAUCUUAUCGCAGCGGCUGGAUCCGAUGCAUUUGCGGCUAAUCAAGUGGGUUUUAUUCAUCCACAUCAUGACCGGGAUUCCAAAUACUGCACAAAGUUUUAUAAAAAAGCUGCGGACGGGGGUCAUGUACAUGGAUAUUUGAAUCUGACUAAUAAGUAUUUGUCCGAUAAACAGUACAGGAAAUAUUUUAUUUGUUUUUACCGUUCCGCUUGUAAAGGUCAUUUGAGUGCUUAUGAUCAAGUGAGUGUUUGCUACUCGGAAGGACGUGGUGUUCAAACGGAUAAACAUAUGGCAUUUCGAUGGGAUUUACGACUCAAGAAAGCCAAAAGAAAACCAAGAAUAUGA